UCAAAAUUUCGGUCAAUGCACCGUAUCGCGCGAGUGGUCCGACGGCGGCAAAUAGCGCUGGUCGCUCGACGGAUACCAGAACCCUCGCGUAUCCGGCGUUUCUCUUCACAAACCCCCACACCGGAAAGUUUGUAUGCGGAAUAUAUCGAAAAGGUCAAACUGCGAGGCGCCCCACCACCGAUUUCCUUCGAGCAGUUCAGGGAGAGUCUAACGCUAGCAGAGGAGGAUGUACACGACCUCACCGGAAACGCGAAAUAUAUCAACUCCAGUGACGAGUUCAUGGACCAAUACGGUCCGAUGCUCAAAGCACUGCGAGAGCUCGAGACUUCCGACCCUGACGCUUACCAGAAGACACUCGACACGCUUUCCGAGGAGUUGGAGGAGCAAAUGGCAGAGCGGACUGACCCGCUUUUUCAAGAGCGGUUAGACGCGUUGGAGGUGGAGAAGACUGCCGCAAGGGAAGUCGGCAGGCAGGUUGCACAACUUAUCCUGUCUACAAAGGAUGAGCAUGCACUACGCCUUGUGGAGGACAAGCUGGCCACGUAUAACGGCCCACUUUCCGUGUUGAAUGUGGCAGUAGAGUGGUUCUUGAAAAAUCCGACGGAAAUCGAGAAGGAGGAUCCUUCUGUUUCUGGUGAGGCGGAGGUUGACGCUGUCCCAGCCCACGACAACAACGCGUAUUACCUCCAGGAUACUCCAUACGAUGAGCUCGUCAGACACAUGAGACACCGCGAUGUCCACUACGCGAUUCAGCGUCAAAUGCAUCCAACAGACCGCGCUGAGCUCUUCAGGCUACUCACCACCCUUGUCACGCCCGUCUUCAAUGAAGAUAUGAACACAAUGAACGCCAUCGCCGACAUAUUCAACAAGUAUGAAGACGCUAAGCUUGUUUACCGGACGCAACCGCGUUUACCGCGAGUUCGCCGACUAGACGUAUUCAAACGACUCCUACCGCGCUCUGACGACGAAACGCCGGAAACACAGGCUGCACUCGCCAAGCAGAUUGCUGACAUCGCGGGCGAGAAGAAAAGGGAGGCUGAAAUCAUCGAGGCCGAGAGAAGAGCCCAACAACAACCAUGGCCAGACCUUAUGACCCGCGAGCCGCUUUUGGACUCACGAGAAGUGCUGGAGCUCCGACCCACAAAGGACAACCCAUACCACAACAGAGUCGUCAUCCGCAACCACCAUUCCAUCUUCGCCGAGGCCCUUGAAGCCGACGGGUUCGACUUUACCAACCCGAACAACAAGUACACCCAGACGGAAGACCCCGAAGAAGUGAACAGCGCCAAAGACAUCGAGAUGACGUUGCCCAUCUCCAUCAGCAACCCCCGACUUAUCAUCAUCCCGAUCUACAGCUACUUUGCGACGCAACAGACGCCCAAGGGCCGCAUGAACCGAUUCGUGCAGUGGACGAUUGUCGGCGACGGUCACGGGAUCGUGGGGCUGGGAAUGGGGAAGCACGACAAGCCAGAGCGGGCGCACACGAAGAGCCUGGUUGACGCCAUCCGAAACAUGGACUGGGUCGAGCGGUUUGAGGACAGGACAAUAUGGACAGAUGUCCGCACCAAACUCGGGGCAACCCAAGUCAUUCUCCGUCCCCGUCCUGUUGGUUUUGGGCUGCGGUGUAAUCCCUUCAUCCACCGUUUGUUAACAGCAGCUGGUAUCAAAGACAUCAGCGCAAAGGUCUGGGGCAGCCGCAACCGGCUGGGGGUCCUUAAAGCAACGCUGAGGUUACUACAUUCGGGUCACGCGCCACAGAAUAUGGGCGACGGACUGGGGGGACCGGGGAGGAAGAUGUUCAAGGGCACUGGUUUGCGGAAUAAAACGCAAAUUGAGCGCGAACGCGGGCGGAAGAUGGCUGAUUUGAGGGUGUAG
Messenger RNA from Mycena indigotica, 1875 nucleotides. RefSeq names its product 37S ribosomal protein. Gene Ontology annotation, biological process: translation. The coding region runs from base 16 to 1875 and encodes 619 amino acids. Gene Ontology annotation, cellular component: ribosome. Lineage: Eukaryota; Fungi; Basidiomycota; Agaricomycetes; Agaricales; Mycenaceae. The record is from RefSeq and is a predicted model, not a curated record. The transcript has 4 exons. Gene Ontology annotation, molecular function: structural constituent of ribosome; RNA binding.